UGUAAAACCUACCUACCCAUCCAUAUUACCUGAGGUCGGUUGGGAGUCUGACCCAGGUUGACUUCACCUAAGUUUCGAGUCCCAGCGCUGAUAUCGCCUCACCUCUGGACCAGGGGUUUUUUUUUAAACGCGCAACUUCCGCCAAGCCUUCACUGGCCCAUGACAACCGUCUCCCAAUGACUGAAAACGGCAAGAGAAAGGACGUGCCAACCGGCGGGUCGGCGCAAGAGCGAUCGAAGAAGAAGAAGACAGGAAACGCGGGCAAAUGGAAGACGUCUCACCAGCAGGCCAAACUCGCCCUGAACCAGGACGCCAACCUCCAGCCAGGAGACACGGGUAUCUGGAUCACCUGUGCCAGGCACCAGGAGCGUAAGGCGGCGAGGGAGAUAGGCGUAUUAUUUGCCGAGUAUGCGGCGAAAAUGUACGGCAUAGGAUCCGUCCACGAUACGCAGGCAGGUGAACUCAGAGACGGUGGCGAAGCGGAAGAAGACAUCGAGGCAGCCAUUCAGAAGGAAGUAGCUGCCCUGACGUCAGGGACUUCAAAUACCGCCGCCGGGCCCAAUGCCGGGGGUGCCAACCUAAUGCAGCCCACGAAGAUGAAUGUCGACUGUCUGCUGUUUGUCAAGACACAGCCGCCUGUCGACCCCGUGGCACUCGUGCGGCGGAUCUGCGAGGAUGCAAAGAGCUGCAAUGAGCACCCGGGCUUGAUGAGAUGUCGGUAUGUGAACCGGCUAACGCCUAUGAGCAUCACGGGGAAAGCGACGGAGCAGGGCAUUGUUGAGGUAGCGAGGAAGGCGCUGGCGCCGUGGUUCGAUAUGAGUGGAAAACGGGGCGUCGGCGCAGGGGAAUCAAAGGGAGAGCCAUCGGAACCGGCAAAUACAGGCGAAGGGCAGUCAGCGGCACAGGUCGACGGGAGCAACGUUGCGAUCGAAUCAGCGGCCAACGCGAAGACGGAAGGUAGUAGCAGCGAUAUUCCAACUUCAGGACCUGAGAAGAAACCAUUCACGUUUGCCAUCCGGCCAACCAUCCGUAACCACAGCAAUCUGAAGCGAGAUGUCGUGAUUCACACCAUUGCAGGCCUUAUCAACGACGAUCGGCAUAAGGUCAAUCUAACAUCGCCUGACAAGGUGAUAUUGGUUGACGUCUACCAAACGGUAUGCGGGAUGAGUGUGGUCGACGGCGACUGGGACGAGCUCAAGCGUUUCAACCUCACGGAGCUGUACAGUCAGGCGCGAAAUGUCCAGAGCGCCGAGACAUCGAAACACAGCGAAUAGUACAGUACACUACACUACUAGUGUAGUAGUGAAGAGGCCGGUUCGUGGCGGCAACAUGGGAAAUCCGAAAGGCGCAUCAUUUCGGGCAUUGCCGUUGGAACAAGACCGAGAUGGGGCCGACUGCAAGGGCCGGGCGCUAAGCCCUAUUCGAGACAAAUUUGACGAGCUGUGCGCCUCUCCGGCCCGUGAGUGUUGUUGACCCCGGCUAAUGGCGUUCCAACGGCGCGGGACUGGUUGCCGUAAUCCUUCGGUGCUUCCACUAGACUCUUGGCUCUUCCCGUGGAAGAUACGUAAGUUGCAGUACUGCGCGGUUCUGUGUGUAGCACCUUUCAACCAGAUGUGAUACGUCACAACAAAGACGGUCUUGGUGUCUUCCUACCUGAGGUUCGGAAGAAAUGGCCAGAGUGCACCGGUUUCACUUACUACCUUACAUACACUAGUUAGGUACUGCGGUCACUUCGGAUCAUUUGCAGCAAUCAUAUCCCUU
Messenger RNA from Chaetomium strumarium, 1761 nucleotides. RefSeq lists its product as uncharacterized. Lineage: Eukaryota; Fungi; Ascomycota; Sordariomycetes; Sordariales; Chaetomiaceae. Gene Ontology annotation, molecular function: RNA binding. Gene Ontology annotation, biological process: tRNA modification. The coding region runs from base 177 to 1274 and encodes 365 amino acids. The transcript is spliced from 5 exons. The record is from RefSeq and is a predicted model, not a curated record.